Molecule: messenger RNA, 5466 nt
Organism: Rana temporaria (common frog)
Lineage: Eukaryota; Metazoa; Chordata; Amphibia; Anura; Ranidae
Product: protocadherin gamma-B2-like
Exons: 4
Coding region: 1896-4664 (922 amino acids)
Biological process (GO): homophilic cell-cell adhesion
Cellular component (GO): plasma membrane
Molecular function (GO): calcium ion binding
Source: RefSeq, a predicted model, not a curated record
AUCAGGACUGUGUGGAUGUUAAGGGGUAAAAUUAACUGCAUUAGUAAAGCACUAAAACUGAUAGCAGCUUCUGACAAGCAGCAAAUAAAUUAAAUCUAGUAAGCACCCUGUCCCCCUGUUUUCUGUUUGGCCCUAGAUGUAUUUCACAGAGUAGAAUUGUUAGUUUUUACAAAAACAUGCAAUGCUACCAAAAGUGGUUGUAAACUCACCACUUUCACUUAUGGCUCAUUACAAUCGACAUAGUACUGGCAGAUAAUCGUUGUCUGUGAAAUUUUACUUACUCUUUCUGUUUCUUCAUAAUCCAGCCUGCAAACUGUAGUGACGUCACUGGCGCAUGUGCAGUUCGUAGCUUCUUAAACGGCACGCUAUGUGUGCUGUUUCACUAUCUUCAGCAUGCUGGGUUAUUUUCUUCCAUUGAGAACAGCACAGAGGAAGCCUCGCGAUACUGUGCCCUCCUCCUCUCCUUCCUGUUUCUCUCAUUGUUGUAUAAGACGUCACACAGGAAGAGUGAACUAUAGCAGCACAGAGAUGUUCAUAGGAAGCAGCUGUUCUAGAUAGAGGCUUGGUUUAAACGUGAUUGCGCAUUCGCAAGAUUUCGACAUGAAGGGAAUGAAGUGCGGAAAUGAUGUCUGCACCUGAGCCAGCAAUCAUUACUAAAGAUACCAGGAAUAAGAUUUUUUAUAAAAGAUAAAAAAGGUACUUCCAAACCUUGUUUUUCUCACCUUUAAACGUGUAAGGCUUAUCAAUACAUUGUUGGAUGUUAAUAUGUAAAAAAAAAAAGGGAAAAAGUCUGGGGUUUGCUUCCUCUUUAAGAGCAGUAACAACAUUCCAACUAAAAAGAUCAGAGGUAAAGUUUGUCUGGGUAUUGAUGCCACCCCUGGCAGUCCAGCCUAAGGCCACAGCCUUUGAGACCUCUACAACAUUUAGACCCUCAUAAUAUUUCACACCAAACAAUAUAAUGAAAUAUGCAUUGAAAUCUGUCAUGCCAAGCAUUAUUGUGAUUUUUUACAUUUCAGGUACAUAGACUGUCAGUCUCCAGGGAUGCAGCACAGGAGAUAUUCCUAAAACUUAGACUGAUGCAUAGUCAUUUGCAAUGAAUGGGUUUAAUUAUCUAAACGCUAUGAAUACAGGUAGAGUUUUGUCCCUGAUGUUUGUCUCUGUAGUAUAGCCAGACUGAAUCACUUCACCAGUACUCAGGAAUCACUGCCAACACUGAGGUGUACAGAUGUAUGCCCACACAGUUUUGGUAAUUAUAUCCUUCAAAAAGGCAGUUGUUUUGUUCCACGGGUACUAUGGAUUAAUAAGUAAUAUAUCCAGGGAUUAAAAAUAGAGCCAUAACACAAGUUACAGUCAGGAUAAAUUUGUUUUGUAGAUUGUACACAAUGCAAUUGUAUUAUGUGCACAUGCACUGUGCUCACUCAUAGCAAAAAAACCUAGCACUGAGAAGUGUGCAUUGCAAUUACCUGUACCUUGCUCAAAGAAAUAGCUGAGUAAAAACAAAAAUCACUAUUACAACCAAGAUGUAGAAGUGUUAUAGCAGCAUGUACAUUUAGCUGCGCAUCUUCAACUACAAUUCUGGUUAAAAAUAAAAUAUGAAGCAAACAUCAUUUACUAUAUAGAAGAUACGAUUCUGAGGUAUUGUAGUUCCUUACUUUCACCUCAAAGCGCCGCUGUCCACCAAUAAGGAAAAUAUGUUGGGGAUCCAGAGACAUUUCUGUUAGUCAGGCAGUCCACAAUUGAAAAAAGAUAUACACACUAUUUCUGCAUGGGAUGUGAAUGCUGCAGGUCUCAUAAAGAAGAAAGCUUAUGUUUUGCUGAUAUCUAACUGGAUCAUAUAUAAAUCAAGGAGUUUCACCCAUAUAUAACCAACAAAGAAAGAGAUAUCUGCCUUGAGAAUGCACCAAAGACCUAAAGGAAUCAAAUGGCAAGUAGCAUUUUUAUUUGUCUGGCUGUGUCAUUCAGUCUAUGCUCAGAUUCAUUAUUCCAUUGUAGAAGAAACGAGAAAAGGUUCAGUUGUUGGGAAUUUAGCAAAAGAUCUUGGAAUGAAUGUAAAUGAUCUCUUAGCAAGAAAACUACGUAUUGUCUCUGAUGUAUCUGAAAAAUAUUUCCAUAUGAAUCCAAAGAAUGGAGACAUAUCUAUUGCAGAGAGAAUAGACAGGGAGACACUGUGUGGAGCUGCAGCUGAUUGUGUCCUGACGUUUGAUGCUGUGGCUGAGAAUCCUUUAAAUAUUUUCAAUGUUAAAAUUGAAAUUCAAGAUAUAAAUGACAAUCCACCAACAUUUAUGCAGGACAGAACUGUAUUGCAAAUGAGUGAGCAUACAUUACCAGGGGCAAAAUUUACUCUCAAAAGUGCGAUAGAUUUGGAUAUUGGCAUCAAUUCCCUGAAAGGCUACAGACUCAGUGUAAAUCAGCAUUUUGUUCUGGGAGAGCAGACAAACACAGAUGGUAUUGCAUUCCCGGAACUGGUUCUAGAAAAGCCCUUGGAUCGCGAGGCCCAAAGCAGCUAUGAACUUACUCUAAUUGCUUUUGAUGGUGGAAUUCAAGCACAGACAGGCACUACUUUAAUACAGAUAUCUGUUGUUGAUUUUAACGACAAUGCUCCUGUUUUUACCAAGAAUAUAUACAAAGUGGAGGUUAAAGAAAGUGUGCCAUUAAAUUCAACAGUUUUUCAGGUCUGUGCAAGUGAUGCAGAUGAAGGCGUAAAUGCACAAAUUACAUAUUCAUUUGAUACAGUGUUGAAUAAUAUUCGUCAGGCUUUUACUAUCAAUCCCAACAAUGGAGAAAUUAAAACAAAAGAACAUUUAGAUUAUGAAGUCACUAAAUACUAUGAGUUUACAGUGGAAGCCAAAGAUGGAGGAGGCCUAGUCUCUAAUGCCAAAGUUUUGAUAGAAAUAUUGGAUGAAAAUGAUAAUGUUCCUGUAAUAUCCAUAACCUCCUUAUCGUCACCUGUUCCUGAGGACACUGCACCAGGAACAGUGGUGUCACUGAUUGCAGUCCGUGAUAAGGACUCAGGACAAAAUGGAGAAGUACAGUGUCAAGUUAUAGGUGAUGUACCCUUUCAGCUGAUAUCCUCAGCAAGCAACUUUUAUAAAAUUGUCACAAAAGGCUACCUUGACAGAGAAAAAACUUCAUCCUACAAUAUCACUAUUCAAGCCACCGACAAAGGUUCUCCUCCUCUGUCUUCUGUAAAAAUGAUCCAACUGGACUUGUCAGAUGUCAAUGACAAUGCACCUGCCUUUGAGAAAUUAGCAUAUACUGUAUUUGUACCAGAAAACAAUUUGCCAGGAGUUUCAAUAUUCAGUAUUCAAGCAAAAGAUAUUGACAGUUUAGAAAAUGCAAAACUGACUUACUCUGUAAAAAGCAACAUCGAUGGGAAGGAUCCUAUACCAUUGUAUGUAUCUAUUAAUCAGGUGUCUGGGGUAAUUUAUGCACAAAAGUCAUUUGAUUAUGAGCAACACAAAGAAUUUGUUGUACAGAUUGUUGCCAAAGACAGCGGCUCUCCACCUCUGAAUUCAAGCACAUCUCUAAGGAUUCUUGUGGUAGACCAGAAUGAUAAUCCACCAAUCAUCUUAUAUCCACCAACAAACAGUGGUAGCCCUUUCUUUGAAAUGGUGCCUUGGUCUUCUGAACAAGGUUCUUUAGUAUCUAAAGUGGUCGCAGUGGAUGCAGAUUCUGGACACAAUGCCUGGUUGACUUAUUCUUUACAGUCUUCAGAGCCAUCACUUUUCACUAUUGAUCAACAUACUGGGGAGAUCAGAACAUCACAUGUUUUUCAAGAAAGAAAUGCUUUAAAACAUAAAGUUGUUGUUAUAGUAAAAGACAAUGGCUUCCCACCUCUCUCUGCCUCUGCCACUCUAAACCUUGUGGUUGCUGAUAGUUUUCAGAAGGUGAUCCCUGAUAUGAGCAAUCAGUCAAGCAAACUGGACUCCCAGUCAAAUUUACAAAUCUAUUUGGUAAUAGGCUUGGCAUUGAUAUCAUUUUUGUUUAUGUUGACUGUGAUAAUUGCCAUCAUCUCCAAAUGCAGAGAGUCCAAAUAUUCCUCCCGAUUUGAAUCUGUGAGUACAAACCUGUAUCCAACAGUUGAUCCUAGAUUUAUAUCUCAGUUUAAAAAUGGAACUCUGCAGUUGCCUUACUCAUAUGAUGUUUGUGUAUCACUGGAUUCAAGGAAAAAUGACUUUGGUUUCCUUAGUCCUCAACCAAAUGUUCCAGUGGAUCAUCUCAUUGAUGCUGAUGAUUCAGGGAUUGGAAAUGAAAGCUCAAAGGAUUCCUUGCUUGCAGAAAACAUUUCUUCUCAGCACUCUCAGCCUAAUGCAGACUGGCAGCUCACUCAGGGCCAAAGACCGGGACCAAGUGGGACACAACAACCCACAGAAGAACCUGGAGUGUGGCCAAAUAACCAGUUUGAAACUGAGAGACUCCAAGCAAUGAUCCUGGCAUCAGCAAAUGAAGCCGCUGAAGGAAGCUCUGGUCUCGGAGGAUCAACAGGUACAAUGGGACUCAGUGCUCGCUAUGGACCACAGUUUACUCUACAGCACGUCCCUGACUACAGACAAAACAUCUACAUUCCAGGAACAACAUCAACCCUUACUAAUGCUGCUGGAAAACGUGACAACAAAGCACCUUCAGGGAACAAAAAGAAAUCUGGAAAAAAGGAAAAGAAAUAAAGAUGUAUAGCAGCAUGUGUUAUACCAACAUGACAGAAUUGUGUGAGAUCUUCCCUCUAGCAAAAUCCCAGAAAGAAUGUCUUAUUCACAACAGGAAAGAGAAUGUUUGAAACUGGUUGUAUCAAUCAUUAUCAGAGCCCGUGUGUCCUUUCUACUAUUGGAGCUUGUAAUAGCGAAUACUAGUCUGGACACUGGAAAUAAGUGUUUUGUCAAUAUGAGCCAAUAUGUUCUAAUGGCAAGGUUACUAAGUUCUGAAAAAAUCCUUUCCUAGCCAAUGAUGUAUUCUUAACAUACUAUUAAGAUUCAUAUUUUGCUGGUAGUGUUCCACAUACUUGUGGAACUUCUUCCAAUGUAUAUAUGUUUUACUAAAUAGGCAUUUAUAAUUUAUCAUUAUCACAGACGUUCUGAAAGCUUUGUUAACCCAUAUUGCAUUUUUACAAUUUCCUUUUACAUUUGAAGAAUUUAAAAACAAACAAAAAAAAUGCAUAUAUAAGUUAGUAUUUGGUUCUAGAUGAUAGGGUGAUUUUUUUUUUAUUGUAGACACAUGUAUCUAUAGAUAUGUCUGUUGUAUAGAGCGCCAAAAUAAUACAUAAGAAAUCAGGAAUGUUUGUGGCAAACAAGAGGAAACCAGGGAAAUUAACAUACUCGAAUUGCCAGCGGCCUUUUCAUUAGAAAGUCAACUUUUUUUUAAAAAAAAGAGAUUUAUGAAAAGUAGUAAUUUUUUGACCAAUGAAGCCUCUUAUGUGGGAAAACUGCUGCUCAGAAGGUUAGUUGCUGAUGGGCUUGUUUGAUCUCCUGAAAA